Molecule: messenger RNA, 4303 nt
Organism: Pteropus alecto (black flying fox)
Lineage: Eukaryota; Metazoa; Chordata; Mammalia; Chiroptera; Pteropodidae
Gene: CTC1
Product: CST telomere replication complex component 1
Exons: 23
Coding region: 40-3795 (1251 amino acids)
Biological process (GO): positive regulation of DNA replication; telomere maintenance via telomere lengthening
Cellular component (GO): CST complex
Molecular function (GO): telomeric repeat DNA binding; single-stranded DNA binding
Source: RefSeq, a predicted model, not a curated record
GGGGAGAAGCCGGAGGUGGAGCCGAGAACGCGCCCGUUGAUGACGUCACAGGUCGGCCCUCUAUGGAUCAUUCUGGCCAGCGGCGCUUUGCUCACCUUCCAGGAGCAAGUCCUGUGGCGUAUCAUGACUGCUCACCCGGCACAAGCUCCAGGCUCCGAGCAAGCCUGGCUUGAGGCUGCCCAGGCCUUCAUCCAAGAGACCCUGUGUCCAGCUGGCAAAGAGUCUAACGUCCAGUUGACUCAGUUGAUAAUUGACUGUGUGAAGACUACCUGGUUGUCCCAGGGAAGGAACCAAGGUUUUACACUGCCCCUCAGCUACAGCUUUGUCUCAGUACAGGACCUCAAGACCCACCAGCACCUCCCAUGCUGCAGCCACCUGUCCUGGAGCAGUACCGCGUACCAGGCUUGGGCCCAAGAAGCUGGACUAAGUGGGACCCUGCCCCGGGAGCGGCUUUUACUUUUAGGGACACUAACAGACCUAUCAGGGGACUUGGAACAAAAGUGCAGGAAUGGAAAUCUUUAUGUGAGAGAUAACACUGGUAUCCUGGGCUGUGAGCUCAUAGAUCUGGACCUUUCUUGGUUGAGCCAUCUCUUUCUGUUCCCCAGUUGGAGUUACCUCCCUCCUGCCAGGGGUAAUUUCUCAGAAGAAGGGCACUUGGAGCUCUGGGGUGCCCCUGUGCCAGUGUUUCCCUUGACCAUCAGUGCUGGCCCUCUCACCCCUAUCUCUGUUCUCUACCCUGAGGCUGCUUCCCGCCUGCUCAGGCACAGGAGCAAGCUCAAAGUCGUGCAGCCAAACCUGGCUGGGAAGCUGGUUCGAUUGAGUGCCCUGGUGAAAAGUCAAAAGAAAGCUUACUUUGUCCUGUCUCUUGGUGAAUCAUCCCCAGCUGGCAGCCAAACUGGCAGUUAUGUGUCCAUCAUCGUUCAGGUCCCUGCCCAGCUGGUCUGGCACCGAGCCCUUUGGCCUGGUAGGGCCUAUGUGCUGACAGAGCUUCGAGUAUCCAAGAUCCAUGGUCACCGUUACCAUGUUUGGACAACUAGUCCCUCCUCCCGUCUGUUGCCGCUGAAACCAGAAUGUGUGCGAGAGCUGGAACUAAAAUUAGAGCCAGACGAACUCCUCUUAGAGGCUGACCCCAAGCCACACCCUAGGCCCAGCAACUCCCAAGACAGGAAGGAGCAAAAAGGUCUUGUCCGGGACUCCAGACUCUUAUCAUAUACGGGAACGGUCACGGGUGUGCUGAAUCAGCCUGCUGGCCUCUAUGAACUGGAUGGGCAGCUGGGGCUUUGUCUUGCUUACCAGCAAUUCCAUGGCCUCAGGCGGGUGGUGCGACCAGGAGUCUGUCUGGAGCUCCAGGAUGUUCACCUCCUUCAGUCAGUGGGUGGAGGGACAAGAAGGCCAGUGCUAGCCCCUUGUCUCCGUGGUGCCAUUCUACUUCGAGGAUUCUCUCGUCAGAAGCCUGAGACUCAGACUUCCCCCCAAGCCCAGGGGGCCUCCCUGUAUGAGCAGCUGGUAUGGGAAUAUCAGCUAGGACUUCCCCUCUAUCUGUGGGCUACCAAGGCCCUGGAGGAGCUGGCUCGCAAGCUGUGUCCCCAUGUGCUGAGACACCACCAGUUCCUUCAGCAUGUCUCUCCUGGGAACUCCAGCCUGGGACUACAACUGCUGGCUCCUACCCUGAAUGUUCUGUCUCCACCAUGCAUCCCCAGUCGGAAUGCACAUAAGGAGAUCCUUGAAGAGCCACAUCUCUGUCCACUCCAGAAGUAUGCUCGGCUGCAGACUCCCUGCUCUUUCCCCACUCUGGCCACCCUGAAAGAGGAAGGGGAGCGCAGGGCCUGGGCCUCCUUUGACCCUAAGACCCUUCUGCCCCUCCCAGAGGCUUCACACCUGACCACUUACCAACUCAAUCAGCGCCUUGCCUGGUCCUGGCUCUGUCUGCUGCCCGCCACCUUCCAACCAGCUCAUGUUUUACUUGGGAUCCUAGUGGCUUCAUCUCAUAAAGGUUGUCUACAACUUCGGGAUCAAAGUGGUUCCCUCCCCUGCCUACUCUUGAACAAGCACUCACAACCCAUCACUGACCCCCGGCUCAUAGGCUGUUUGGUGCGGGCAGAGAGGUUCCAGUUGGUCAUAGAGAGGAAUGUCAGAAGCAACUUUCCUUCCUGGAAGGAACUGAGCAUGACGGGCUUCAUCCAGAAGCAGCAGGCCAGAGUGUACGUCCAGUUCCUCCUGGCUGAUGCCCUGAUCCUUCCUGUGCCCAGACCCUUCCUUCUCUCAGCCACCUCAUCAACAUCUCCUCAGACAGAGCCCACCCUCCCCAAGGAUCCCCACUUAGGACAGAGCCGGUUGUUCUUGCUGUCCCACAAGGAGGCACUGAUGAAGAGGAACUUUUGUAUUCCCCCAGGAGCCAGUCCAGAGGUGCACAAGCCCACACUCAGUUUCUACGUAUCAGGGAGCUGGCUUGGGAGCACCCAGAGGAAGGAGGGAACCGGAUGGGGCUCACUUGAGCUCAAGGGAGAUGAGAACAAGAAUCAGAAGGUUCUCCUCAUCUUUCUUGGCUCCUCAGUCCGCUGGUUCGAUUUCUUGCACCCUGGGCAAGUAUACCGACUUGUGGCUCCUGGCCCUCCCACACCAAUGUUGUUUGAGGAGGGUAGUUCAUCCUGCAUAUCGCAGCGUCCUCUGGAGUUGGCUGGUUGUACAUCCUGCCUCACUAUCCGGGAUGAGUGGACCCUGGAACUUGAGAGCUCCCAGAACAUCCCAGAUGUGCUGGGUAUCAACAAGGCACUGCCUCAGUCCUCACUGACCGACCUGCUCAGUGGCAACUUCACAGAUUCUUUGGUGUCCUUCUCAGCUGAGAUUCUGUCACGGACAUUGUGUGAGCCACUUCCGGCCCCUAUCUGGACAAAGCCUGGGAGCACUGAGGCCAGAAGACGGUGUGUGAAGCUAACUGUAGCUCUGGAGACUGCUGAUUGUGAAUUUCCCCCUCACUUGGACAUAUAUAUUGAAGGCCCACACUUGCCUCCACCACUAGGACUCCUUCCAAGAGCCCGAGUCUACUUUAACCAGCUGGAGAAAAGAGUUUCCAGAUCCCACAAUGUUUACUGUUGUUUCCGGUCAUCCACUUAUAUGCAGGUCCUGAGUUUUCCCCCGGAGACCACAAUUAGUGCUCCGCUGCCCCACAUCUACCUGGCUGAACUGCUACAGGGUGGGCAGUCCCCAUUCCGUGCCACUGCCUCUUGCCAUAUUGUUUCUGUCUUCAGCCUUCAGCUCCUCUGGGUGUGUGCUCACUGUACCAGCCUCUGCCACCAGGGGAGGUGUACUCAUCAGAGUUCCACUUGCCCCACUCAGACAUCUGUAAGCCAGGCCAGCAUCAGGCUUCUGGUGGAGGAUGGAACUGCUGAAGCUGUGGUGACCUGUAGGAAUCAUCAUGUGGCAGCAGCACUAGGGCUGUGUCCUAGUGAGUGGACCUCCCUCCUAGAAUUUGUCAGAGGGCCAGGGAAAGUGGCCUUGCAAUUUACAGGGCCUGGAGCCCAACCUGAGUCUUCAGCCAAGAUUGGUGAGCCCUUGACCCUCUUCCUCCGGACACUUUGUACCAGCCUCUCUGUCCUCCGCCCUAUUGUGCUUUCAUUUGAGCUUGAGAGGAAACCCUCCAAGAUCAUCCCUUUAGAAUCUCCUCGGCUACAGCGAUUCCAAUGUGGGGAGCUCCCUCUCCUGACUCGUGUGAAUCCCACGAUCCAACUGUCAUGUCUCUCUAUCCAGGAGCCUGAGCACUCCAGCUCUCUGGGGGCAUUUGCUUCUUCCUGCUAACCUGAACUGCAACAAUGGCCCGAAAGUUCUUUCUGUCUGCUGGAACCCUUGAGAGCUAGGCCCCAGCUCCUCCCCCUUGUCGUAGCCCUUGCCUUCUUUGUGAUUGAACCAGGACCCCAGAGCCCUGUAUUCAUAAACUGCUACCCUACUGUAAUUUCUCCUUCAUAUUCUGGUGCUAGCCCACCUUGGGGAAAGUAUGGAAAUAGGCAAAUCAUGGCGCUGUUGAUAUUUUACCUCUGCUUGGGGUCAAAGCACCUGCAUUCACAGGUGACCCUGACCCUGGGUUCUGCCAUUGUGGCAGGGGCCAGAGGAACAGAAGACUCGCCUUGUGUUAUAGGUAGUUUCAUUUACUUUUAGCAAGUAGAGGAGAUGGAAAUUAACAUUUAGCAAAAUGUUAAAAGAAUAGCAUUUAGUAAGAACAGCCCAGACCUUGAGACUCUUGUCCUAUCUAACACUUGUGACAAGUCCCUUGGACUGUAAUAAAGCUCUGGUGAUGUUUUGCACUUGU